Messenger RNA from Purpureocillium takamizusanense, 6392 nucleotides. RefSeq lists its product as uncharacterized. The transcript has 4 exons. Gene Ontology annotation, molecular function: phosphorelay sensor kinase activity; protein binding. Gene Ontology annotation, biological process: regulation of DNA-templated transcription; phosphorelay signal transduction system; detection of visible light. The record is from RefSeq and is a predicted model, not a curated record. Lineage: Eukaryota; Fungi; Ascomycota; Sordariomycetes; Hypocreales; Ophiocordycipitaceae. Bases 1067 to 5500 code for a protein of 1477 amino acids.
CCGGCACGGACGUAUGGUGCUCGCCACGCUUGCUGCGCAAAACACGUUCGGAACGAGGGCAUCACCUUAUAGUUCCGUGAUUAGUAUCCACGGCCAGACCAUCGAGGCUGGUUUGCGUUAGCCCUAUGUCCGGCCUGGCCACUCUCGCGAGGGUAAAUUGAGACGGGCCCCGUUCGGGCAUGUCACCGUUGCUUGUCUUGCGGAUUGCGAGCUUUCAGGGCCCGCUACGGGCGGUUUCCCGCUGUCGAAUGGCGCCGUUUUGCAACUUCAACGGCGGCUAUAAUUCGAAUGACAUGGGAAUCAUCGUCGUGUGGCACCCAACGUCCAUGUGUGAGGUCGUUAUUUCGCGAGUCGCCUGAAGGAACAACGAUGCAAGGCCGCGUCGAGGAGAUGAAGACGCACAAUAUGCGCUGGUCGUUUUCAGCGAGGUUGGUAGCACGCCGUCACUGCUAUAGUCGUCCCGAUUCUCAAGUGCAUGAAGAACAGGUCGAGGUCGGGUAGUUGAUAAAAGCAGGCAGGGUUCUCUUUGACAUGGUCAAUUAGACUGAGGGCGGAAGCCUUUUUGUUAAUAAUCAUACAUUUACAAAGUACAGUGAGCGGCGACCCUGGCAUGGUGGUGGUCGCUCAUCACGUCAACCAGUCGUGGCGGACACUGUGCGCCGUUUCAUCUUCACACUCCGCCCAAGCAUCAUCCAUCCCGCUACUGCCCACCACCAUCGGAUUUGCAGACGGGAUCGACUUUCUCGGCCGCAGCACCCUGUUCUCCCCAAGGGAGGACGGACAGCUGGCACCAGUCCCUCAUUUCAGUCGUUUUGCUUCCUGCGUGCCAUCCCCUCCUGUCACAAAGCCUCGCUUCCUCUGAGGCGGGAAGCUCUCUCGCCAAAGAUCGACAGAAGCACACUACGCGGCAUGUGUUGAUACACCUUACGUAGAGCGAUCUCGCCACCCUCGCGCGUGCCCCCCCACCCCCUCCAAAUCAGUCCGCCUUGGGGGAUUUGCCGCGCACAACCCAAAGAGCACCCCUCCCUUCCCCCGUCGCGACUUCUAGGUCGCCAGCGGACGCGCCAUGGACAAUGACGGGUCGCAGGGCAACACGUCGCCACGGCCGGCAGUGGCCUCAGAUACGGGGAGCAGGUUGAGCGACACUCAGGACCGGCCGACGCCGCUCGCAACGGAACCACCGUCUCACCACCAAAGCGGCCACGCAGGAAUCUCCUCCACGCCUACGGACACGCAGUCCCAAAACAUGAUGAGCCCUGGACCCUACUCGUCCUGGAGCACUGGGUCAGAGUUUCAACUGGGACAUCAGUCCGCGCCGUCCGACAUGUCUGACCGCGUCUUUCCCAUUCGUUCUGUGGUCAGCGUUGGUCCGGCCCAAAGGAGGGGUUCAGCAUCUGGCGACGACUAUUUUCCAGCCCUUUCCGAUACGGACAGUCGAGGAAUGGCUUCGCACCGUAUGAGCGGGCCCCGUCCAGGCCCAAAUGCCGAGCUUAGGAGGUCAGGGACUCUGCCAUCGACAACGUCGCCCUUCGACCGAGCCGCGCAACUGCGGAGGAAGAGAGCCACGAGUGGCCCGUUCUCGAGCAUACAGGCAGAUGCUGCACGGCAGGGCACAAUUGCGCCGUUGAACCUGGACGUCUCGGGCUCCGACAAGGAGUCGGAGGAUUCCGUGCCCAUGGGGCCCGGGGCCUCGGCGGGCGGCCCACGACAAAGCAGUGCAUCCUUCGUUUCAGGCCAUCAGUCAUUAUCGGAACUGGCACAUGUCACCUCGCGCUUUACACACAUCGAGACGGAGGACGGCCAUGCCGUUAUUACAGGCCGUGACGGCGUGUUGCAGCAGUGCGAGGACGAGCCCAUCCAUACGCCGGGUGCUGUGCAAGGCUUUGGCGUUCUAUUAGCCUUCCGUGAGGAGCAAGAUGGGAAUUUCUCCGUACGAUAUGUCAGCGAGAACUCGGAGAAGAUGCUUGGGUACAGCCCAAAGCAGCUGUUUAGGCUGAAGAGCUUCAUGGACAUCCUCACAGAAGAGCAGCAAGAUAAUCUCCUUGACCACAUCGACUUCAUCCGCGACGAGGACGCUGACCCGGCCGUCAACGGACCCGAGGUGUUGAGCCUCUCCAUUCGGCCGCCCAAGAGCAGGAAAAGCGUCAAGCUCUGGUGUGCUAUCCACAUCAAUCCCGCCCACCCCGAACUCAUCAUUUGCGAAUUCGAACUCGACGACGAUCACAUGUACCCGCUACGACCCGUUGACGAGCUGGCCCCCGACGCGCCACACGACACGCUGCAUUCGAACCCAACCUUGGAGGAAAUCGAAGAGAGCACCGAGAUCUUGAGUAAACCACUUCGCAUCCUCCGCAGCGCUCGGAAAAGAAGAGGCGAACAAGGCGCGAUGCAAGUGUUCGACAUCAUGUCUCAGGUGCAGGAGCAACUUGCAUCAGCGCCGAACCUGGAUGCCUUCCUCAAAGUCUUGGUGGGGAUUGUCAAGGAGCUAACAGGCUUCCAUCGCGUCAUGAUCUACCAGUUUGAUGCGUCCUUCAACGGCAAGGUUGUCACCGAACUCGUCGACACCUCGCAAACCAUAGAUCUUUACAAGGGGCUUCAUUUUCCCGCAUCCGAUAUCCCGCGCCAAGCUCGAGAGCUCUACAAGAUCAACAAGGUGCGCCUGCUUUACGACCGAGACCUUGAGACCGCAAGGAUCGUGUGCCGCACACAAGAGGACUUGGAGACUCCCUUAGACAUGACCCAUGCAUAUCUCAGGGCGAUGUCGCCAAUCCACAUCAAAUACCUGGCGAAUAUGGCCGUGCGGUCGUCCAUGUCAAUUUCUGUCAACGCCUUCAACGAGCUUUGGGGGUUGAUUGCUUGCCAUUCAUACGGCCCGCAUGGGAUGCGCGUUUCCUUCCCCAUCAGAAAGAUGUGUCGAUUGGUGGGCGACACUGCCUCUCGCAAUAUAGAACGACUCUCAUACGCCUCGAGGUUACAGGCGCGCAAGCUAAUCAACACUGCGCCGACGGAUAAGAACCCCUCUGGUUAUAUCAUUGCCUCAUCCGACGAUCUCCUGAAAUUGUUCGAUGCCGACUUCGGUCUGCUGUCGAUCAAGGGUGAAACCAAGAUCAUGGGCGCGAUUGAGCAUAGCCAGGAGGCUCUCGCCAUGCUCGAGUAUUUGCGAAUGCGCAAACUGACCUCGGUUCUCACGUCUCAGGAUAUUCGAGAGGAUUUUCCCGACCUGCGGUAUCCACCAGGGUUCCAAGUCAUUGCAGGUUUGCUUUACGUCCCUCUGAGUGUUGGCGGUGUAGAUUUCAUCGUCUUCUUUCGCAAAGGCCAGGUCAAAGAAGUGAAGUGGGCCGGUAAUCCUUACGAAAAGACCGUGCGACAAGGGACCUCUGGCUACCUAGAACCGAGAACGAGCUUCAAGACAUGGCACGAGACUGUCAUCGGCAAAUGCCGAGAUUGGAACGAGGAACAGGUAGAGACUGCUGCCGUUCUUUGCCUUGUCUACGGUAAAUUCAUCGAGGUGUGGCGCCAGAAGGAGGCAGCGAUGCAAAGCAGCAAGCUCACUCGGUUGCUUCUGGCAAACUCUGCCCACGAGGUUCGAACGCCACUCAACGCAAUCAUCAACUACUUGGAGAUUGCCCUUGAGGGUUCUCUCGACAAGGAGACUAGGGAAAACCUUGCCCGGUCUCAUUCCGCGUCGAAAUCUUUGAUAUAUGUUAUCAAUGACCUGCUCGACUUGACGAAGACCGAAGAGGGUCAAAACUUGGUCAAGGACGAGAUAUUCGAUCUGACAGCGUGCAUUCAGGAGGCUACUGACCCCUUCCACAUCGACGCGAAGCGAAAAGGCAUUGAAUACAGAGUGACCUCUCAUUCUGGCUUACCGCGUUUUGUCUACGGCGACGGACGACGUAUUCGUCAGGUGAUCUCCAACAUCACCGCAAAUGCGGUAGCGCACACAGAUAGCGGGUCUGUUCAUGUUGACUUAUUUGUCUCCGACGUCAGAGACGGACAGGCUAUCAUCGACAUUGCAGUAGCUGACUCUGGAACUGGUAUGAGCUCACAACAACUCGAUGCUCUGUUCCGUGACCUAGAGCAGGUCAGCUAUGAAGAGAUUGGGCCUGGAGACACGGGAGACCAAACACACAAACCCCACGAUACGCGAACACUCGGGCUCGGACUUGCUAUCGUCGCUCGUAUUGUGAGGAACAUGGAUGGCCAGCUGCGAUUGAAGUCUGAAGAAGGUCAGGGCUCGCGGUUUGUCGUUCAGCUGCCCUUUUUAUUAGCGGACGAAUCGCCCGCGUCUUCCGGAGACCCAAACUACGAUGCUUCCCAAACCAGCCAAAUUUCCAAUGCCGUGGCCUCAGCCCCGGAUUCAUUGAAGGCUCCGCCCGCGGGUGAGAUUACCCUCAUCGACCGCGGCAGUGCCGCCGCUACGGUUAUGGAGGGAGAGAAGACAGGCGGCGACGAGGGGAGCGCCCGAAGCCGUCGUAGUGUCGGAAGCUACGGCAGCCACGGCAGCCACCAAAGCGACGCCGAUAGGCUCAUACACGCCAUACAAACACCUUUGUCCUUGAACGAUGAGCAGUCCGGAUACUUUGCUGCCCGAUCGGACUCACGAGGCAGCGCAGGCCAUGCCCCGUCUAAGGCAAGCAUUGGCACAGCCAUCUCGGCAAGCCCGCAGUCGCGAAGGGCCACCAUCUCGUCACCAACAACGAGACGAGACGAAGCCGGAACCGCUGAGGUUCGCGAUGAAAAAACCAUGAUCCGGGCUGUGAAAGUUCCCGAAGAAUACAGGGACUUGCCGACCCAUCCACAAGUUGGUGAACAGUCGCGAAUACUGUUCGAGGUCUCCAGUGACAGCGGCCACACUUCAGUACCGAGCAAAGGAACGACGCGAUCAGGCUCCGUUGACGGCACCUCUUUGCGCACCUUGUGUGCGGAAGACGACCCCAUCAACAUGAAGGUGCUGCGGAAGAGACUCGAGAAGUCUGGCCAUGAGGUCCAGCACGCCGUCAAUGGUCAAGAUUGUGCCGCCGUGUACAGAGAUAGCCCCAGUUCUUUUGAUGUUAUUCUUAUGGAUAUGCAGAUGCCAAUCGUCGAUGGCCUGACAAGCACCAAAAUAAUUCGUGACGUAGAAAAGUCCGACGAGCAUACAGAACACUCUCACCUGGCGGCUAUCAAUGGACGAAUCCCCAUCUUCGCCGUGUCAGCGUCUCUUGUAGAGAGUCAGAAACAGACCUACAUCGAUGCCGGAUUCGACGGGUGGAUACUGAAGCCGAUCGAUUUCAAGCGACUUAACAUUUUACUGGCUGGCAUACUUGACACUCGGACGCGCAACUCUAGUUUGUACGCCCCGGGACACUGGGAGAGAGGUGGCUGGUUUGGUCCACGCGAAGUCUCAGAGGGAACUUCAGACUCGCAAACCACUCCGAGAGCAGACGAAACGAGAGAUAAAGAGCUGCAUGACACGAGCAGUGACAAACCAGACGAAAACACAACGGCAACACGGUGAUGUAUAGUACGAGCCACCAAACAAGAAAGUCAAACAAAUCCGCAUCAGCGGUUGUUCCGAUCACGGUGCAAGCAAGUCAAAGUUGUGCGACUUCGCUUACGUCCCGUUCCCCGAAAUUGUCAUCAGCUUGCCAGGUGAAGCAUAAUCCCUGAGCUUUGGUGACGCAACGAGGCUUCAUCGUUCAUCUCUUGCAUGAUACCUGUUCGAAUGAAGAGACUAUGGGGAAUAUAGCACGAUCGGAGAGAAUUUAUUAUUGCUGAGACGUUGAUGACUCGUCGGAUGGUCAUGGCCUGCCACUGCAUCGGUACGGUAUGAUGAACGGCAUUCCGGAAACGAGGGGUCCGGAGUUGGGCAUGAUGGUGAAUAUGGACUGGCGUCGGUAGAUACACGGAUAACCGCGUGGCGUUCUAUGGCCUUGUGAUGGGAAAUCGACAUGGUAUUUACCGUGCAACUUUGUGGCUAUUGAUUAGACUCCUUUGCACCGAAGACAGCUGGUCACACACCGGGACGGGAUCCGUGCGUGAAGUCACAGGACCGCCUUCACGAGCCCCCCCCCCCAAAAAGGCUACAUUCGCCUUUGCAAGUCUAUGAUAUUCUUGUGUUAAGACUUUGACGCCCAAACAGAAGGCGAUUGCACCCAUGAGGUGGGGGUGAAUUGGACUGACUGACCCUCCUCACGCCCAACGGAACGAUGCUUCGCAGCCUAGCAUCGAUGGCGACGCCCAUGGGUGAGUUAUGUUAGGCAGGGAUGUUUUAUGCACGGGAAGGAUAUCGUCAAGGCAUCACAGGAUGUCUGUUGCAUUGGGGAGGCAGCAUCCCUGAAGCAGCAUGAAGAUACAUAGUUGGUAACGUACUAUAUACAGCGCGUAAUUGUAUGUACAUGACAGAAAGG